AUGGACAAUGAUCUGAACAAUAUAAAGGUUCUUGUUAGGGUGAGACCAGUACUACCUAGAGAAUGCGAGGCUAUUGAAGAUUCUUCAACUCCUCAGUCGCUUGUGCAAAUGCCAUCCCCAGGCUGUACCACUAUACUAAAUCCAACCACCAAUGAAUCGAAACAAUACUACUUUGACGAGUGCGUUUGGUCGUUCCAACGUAAUGACCUCAAUUACGUGGAUAAUUACCAGUUCUACCGUAAAUCAGGUCCAGAUCUACUUACCCACUUAUUUGAAGGAUUCAAUGUAUGUUUACUCGCGUAUGGGCAAACCAGCUCGGGGAAAACUUACACUAUGAUGGGGGAUGAUGCACAGCCUGGUGUAAUUCCAUCCUUGAUUAAAGACAUCUUGAAGCAGAUUGAGAUUUCGAUAAAUCAAAAAGUGCAUUGCGAAUUGACGUUUUCAUACAUGGAAAUCUAUAAUGAACAGGUUGUCGAUUUACUAAACAAGAACCAAAAUGUAAAGUGCAAGAUUCGCGAAAACCCUCAAACAGGUCCAUAUGUUGAGCAUUUAAUGGAGGUAAAGAUUGACAAUUGUGCACACUUUGCAAACCUCUUGAAGUUAGGGAACAAGGUGAGGUCUACUGCGCCAACAUUGAUGAAUGAUGUGAGCUCCAGAUCCCAUGCAGUUAUUACUUUAACGCUACAUCAAACUAGGUAUGAAAGCAAAUCUGGGGAAGGUAUUGGAAAUGCAAGUGAGAAAAUGACUUCAAACAUCAAAUUAGUUGAUUUAGCUGGUUCCGAACGGUUGGCCAGGACGAAGGUGUUUGGUCAGCAACAAAGAAUGAAAGAGGGAGUCCUGAUUAACAAGUCCUUGACAGUAUUGGGCCGUUGCAUUAACUUACUAGCGCAAAAGAACAACAAGAUAGUGAUACCAUAUAGAGAUUCGAUUUUGACAUACAUCCUAAAAGAGAACCUUGCCGGUAAUUCAAAAACCUGUAUGUUAUUUUGCGUAUCUCCCUUGGAUUAUGACGAGACGAUACAGACGCUCAAUUAUGCCAAUGAGGUAAAGAAAAUCAAGACUUUGGCUAAAGCAAACAAAACAAAAUUGCCAACUGUGCCAGUAAAUUGGGAUAAUCUACAAAAUGCAGAUAAAAGUGUCAUUGAUUCACUCCGGAGUGAAGUGGAAAUGUUGACAAAUAAAUUGACAAGCCUAGAGUUGGAGCAUGCGAACCUGUCAACACUGUCAGAUUCGACGUUGGUGGAAAGCAAAGAGUCCACGAAUUUUAAAAACUUGAUGGAAUAUAUUGAAAGUGAGUCUACAAGGAUCAAGUUUGAAAACAAGUAUUUGAAACAACAAUUAGAAAAGAGGAAUAACAAAAUUAAUGAGCUACAAAAUCAAAUUGAUUAUAUAUACAGAUUUGAGAUUGAGAAAAUGAAGCAAGACAUGGCAAAGUCGAAGUUGAUUAAAGAGAUCGAGCACUGUCGCGAUGCUGUGGAUGCAGACUUGGCGCAUUUUGACCCUGCUCUGUUUUUAGCUCAGUAG
Molecule: messenger RNA, 1524 nt
Organism: Lodderomyces margitis
Lineage: Eukaryota; Fungi; Ascomycota; Pichiomycetes; Serinales; Debaryomycetaceae
Exons: 1
Coding region: 1-1524 (507 amino acids)
Biological process (GO): mitotic spindle organization; microtubule-based movement
Molecular function (GO): ATP binding; microtubule motor activity; microtubule binding
Source: RefSeq, a predicted model, not a curated record